Molecule: messenger RNA, 1354 nt
Organism: Rhinichthys klamathensis goyatoka
Lineage: Eukaryota; Metazoa; Chordata; Actinopteri; Cypriniformes; Leuciscidae
Gene: nifk
Product: nucleolar protein interacting with the FHA domain of MKI67
Exons: 6
Coding region: 100-909 (269 amino acids)
Biological process (GO): maturation of LSU-rRNA from tricistronic rRNA transcript (SSU-rRNA, 5.8S rRNA, LSU-rRNA)
Cellular component (GO): nucleolus
Molecular function (GO): RNA binding
Source: RefSeq, a predicted model, not a curated record
GAAGCAGCCAGUUUCCUGAAAGAAGAGCAGCGUGGGUUACAAGACGUAGUACGACACUAGGUCUAAAACGCAUUUAUUUCACCAAUUUUAUAUUUAAAUAUGACAGAAGGCAAAUCAUCAGAGAAGCCGGCGAAAACCCUGCUGGCUUUGAAUCCAAAGGAAGAAGCAGAGUUUCAUAAGAAGGUCCAGCAAGCGAAGAAACGUCCUCAAAAGAGUCAGUCACUUUCUGCAGGAGUAAUAUACGUUGGUCAUCUUCCUCGAGGAUUGUGCGAGCCUCAGUUGAAAUCUUACUUUGAACAGUUUGGGAAAGUCUCACGAUUAAGAGUUUCCAGGAGUAAAAAGACCGGAGGGAGCAAAGGCUAUGGAUAUGUGGAGUUUGAGUGUGAUGAGGUGGCUAAGAUUGUGGCUGAAACCAUGAACAACUACCUUAUGGGAGAACGGCUCAUAAAGUGUCAUGUGAUACCACCCGAGAAGGUCCAUGGAAAGCUCUUUGUUGGCUCCAAGAUGGUCUUCAGGAAGCCAAAGCAGCCUGCAGUUACCCGGUACAACAAAGAACACGCGGAAGAUGAUCUGAAGAAACUUGGUGCUAAGCUUUUAAGCAAAGAGUCUAAGCUACGCAAGAGACUGGCAGCAAAAGGCAUUGACUAUGAUUUCCCAGGAUUUGCAGCUCAGAUUCCUGCAAAGAAGUCUCAAUCAGAAGCAGAUGUUUCCGUAUGCAGUGAGGAUAUCACUCCAGUGUGCACCCCAUCAGUUUUGGAGAGGAGGAAGUCGAUCAGAGUUGAGAAUGAGGAUGAUGAUGACGAAAUAAUCAUCAAAGUCAAAACAGCCCCAGAAGACAGCAAGGAUGUGGAAUAUAGCGAGGAAGAGUCUGAUGACGAGGAUGAUACUGAGGAGGAACAAACAGCUUAAUAAAAAGACUUCAAUCCUUGUUUUUAGAAGGGACACUGGACUCACUUUCAGAGCCGUUUAUAUGUGAUAAGUUCUCAGUCCUCCCCUACGGCUGGAGAAGAAGAGGACCAAACACAUUAUCCUGUCAAUAGUCAUUAACAAUCUGUUGGUUUUAGGUGUUUUAUGCAGAUGUUGUAUCUGUGACCUUUAUGGGGACAAUGUGGUCUCCCAGAGGUUUCUAAAAUCAGAUUGAUUGUGCAAUACACACACUAGAUGUGUAGUGUUACUUGGAAAAUUAAAUGGCAGGAUGGAUAUCAUUCUAUUUCUGACAAAUGUUGGUAUGAUGUAUACUGUCCAGUACUAUCUUCAGACAUGUAGCUUUGCAAAAUUGUUAAAAUGUGCUUAAACCAAUAAAGGUGUAUCAAAUAAAUAUCUUUUAAUGCUUUUUACAGCAAUUUUUACUAAA